AUGUCAACAAUCGGCACAACAACAAUUCAAACAACAGCACCAAACUCGUUAGUCAUGAAUCCAACAUCUAUGUUAGUAGAAAUGAAAAGCUUCAUUCCUUCUUCAUAUACUUUCGAAACAGAAAUCCAGAAGAUAAAGCAAGAACUUUUAACAAGUAAUUUAGACUGUAGUGCGAAAGAUGAAACAAAUGAACAGUAUCUUUAUGAAAUGGAGGACCUCAUCGACCAUUUGCCUAAACUACCUGAAAUUCAGCAGCAAAAACUAACUAUUCCUGAAUUUGAUGAAAUAGAAGUCAAAGCAACUGACUCAGUAGAAAUAAAGAAGUUCAUACGAAAGGUAAAUUAUGAAUUCCUUGGUUUUCAUUGCAACCAUAAAGUUAUGGACAAAGAUUGCGACAUAGUAUAUAAGAACAUCUCUGACAUAUAUAAAUCUGGGGAGUUUAAGACAUACGACAACUUUGUUUCAUUAGCUGCAAAAUGUGUAUGGCAGAUAAGAGAUAAAGAUAGAAGAGGUAAGGUAUGGAAUGAACAGAUAAAACCAACUGCUUCAGAUUUAAAGAAAACCAUUGACGCCUUGGUUGUUUUAGCAG
Molecule: messenger RNA, 589 nt
Organism: Trichomonas vaginalis G3
Lineage: Eukaryota; Parabasalia; Trichomonadida; Trichomonadidae
Product: organellar and viral DNA polymerase type B
Exons: 1
Source: RefSeq, a predicted model, not a curated record